CUUCUUCAUUCCGACUCCAUUUAUUAGCUCAGAUUUCCAUUUCACACCUACUGUCAAUCAAAUUACCUAAUUACCCUCACCCAUCACCAUAUUCUCCAGUCUUGCUUUCAUUCCUCAGCUGGGAUCCACAUUUCACACUUGCAAUCCCAGUUUCUGAAACUGUAAGAACUCUUACAUGUUUUCUUGAUUCUAGCUUAUGUUUUGACUUGGGAGAGAGAUAAAGUUGAUUUCUUGAUGAUAAAAAUUGAAUCUUGCGUGCUACUCCUUGUGUUUUAGAGAUGAGUGCCGUCAUAUAUAGAUUGUACUGGGAUUUCUGUAGCUACUUGAGGCCAAUGUUGAAAAGGGUUCUCAAAUUCAGCAAGAUGUUAGCUGGGAAUUACAGCAAAAGCUCCAUGUUUCAGUCUGUUACUGCCAUUUUCAUGUUUGGUUCCAUUCUAUGCUUCAUUGUGGUGAUGGGAUCUAGCUAUUUUUACAUGUUUCCAUCUUCUGAAACUGUAGUUGAUACUGGUAGAAGUAGAGAUGGUAAUAAUAUUAGCAAGGAAUGCAAUGUGUUUGAUGGGAAAUGGGUGGUGGAUGAUAGUUAUCCAUUGUAUAAUGCAUCAGAUUGCCCUUUUGUAGAGCAUGGUUUUGAUUGUGUGGGUAAUGGGAGGAAAGAUAGGGAUUAUCUGAAGUGGAGGUGGAAGCCUAGGAACUGUGAGAUUCCUAGAUUUGAUGUGGGUGCCGCGUUGAAGUAUCUGCGCGGGAAGAGGGUGGUUUUCGUAGGGGAUUCGCUGAGUAGGACUCAAUGGGAGUCUAUGGUGUGUAUGCUGAUGAGUGGUGUUGAGGAUAAGAGGUUUGUGUAUGAGGCCAAUGGAAAUGAGAUCACAAAGCAGAUUAGGCAUUUGAGUGUCAGGUUUGAGACGUUUAGUCUCACUGUCGAGUUCUAUCGCUCUGUGUUCCUAGUGCAGCCGGGCGCAGCGCCCAAGCACUCUCCGAAGAGAGUGAAGGCUGUGCUGAAACUGGACCAGAUGGAUGAUAUUAGCAGUGAAUGGAUUGAUUCGGAUAUUCUCAUUUUCAAUUCGGGGCAUUGGUGGACGCGUACAAAACUGUUUGAACUUGGCUGGUAUUUUCAGAAUGGUGGAAGGACGAAGUUCGGGAUGCCAAUAAGUAAUGGCUUCAAGAUCGCAUUAGCCACUUGGAAAUCUUGGGUAGAGAAGGUGGUGAACCCCAACAAGACUCGGGUUUUUUUCCGGACCUUUGAAUCCUCUCAUUGGAGUAGCGGAUCGCGUCAGAAUUGCAAAGUAACAAGGCUGCCUACUUUCAAAGCUAAAGGGAAACAGAGGAGUUCAGUAUCUGAUGCAAUAAUCAAAACUAUGAAUAACGUGUCUGUCCCCGUAAAAUUGCUGCACGUUACUCAGAUGGGCGCCUCUCGGAGUGAUGCACAUGUGGGUUCAUGGAGUGAUAAUCCAUCCGUUCCUGACUGCAGCCAUUGGUGCCUCCCUGGGUUGCCAGAUGUGUGGAACGAGCUCCUCUUCUCGUUUCUCCUCUCGAAGUAAAGAAAUCUAUCACAACUUUCUAACACGUGAGUUCCUUUUCUUUUUGAUUUUGGCCCCAUCGACACUUGCUAUCGAGUUCACUACAUGUUAUUCGUUUCCUUGUUUAGGACAUAGUAACAUGUUCCUUUAUUUUUCUGACCUCAGGUUUUGUAUAAUACAGAUUGCCUUUGUUUCUUGAUUGUCUAUAUUUCAAGUUCUUGUAGUCAUGUGUAGAAUGUAUAACACAUAAAACUUUCAUAAUGUACAAUAUAUAUGUUGUGUAUUUAUAUCGUUA
Messenger RNA from Salvia hispanica, 1809 nucleotides. RefSeq names its product protein trichome berefringence-like 7. The record is from RefSeq and is a predicted model, not a curated record. NCBI's taxonomy places the organism in Eukaryota, Viridiplantae, Streptophyta, Magnoliopsida, Lamiales, Lamiaceae. Gene Ontology annotation, molecular function: O-acetyltransferase activity. Gene Ontology annotation, cellular component: Golgi apparatus.